AUGGCCUCCUCCCCCGCCAACCUCCGCGCCAUUUACCGCUCCCUCCUCCGCGAGCUCCCGCCCCGCCCCAUCCUCUCCUCUCCGCGAACUCCUCUCCACCGACGCAUCCGCUCCUCCUUCGCCCAGCUCGCCCAGCAGCUCAUCGCCUACCUCCGCGCCCAGCGCAUGUACGUCACCCUCAUCGAGCGCUACAACCCGGGCAUGGAGAUGGACCAGGACGAGCGCAUCCGCUUAACCGCCCGGAGAGUCGGCAUGGAUCUUCCCUCGGUGCAGAAGAAGAAGACGCAGUGA
This is a messenger RNA of Trichoderma breve, 291 nucleotides long. RefSeq lists its product as uncharacterized. Gene Ontology annotation, cellular component: mitochondrial matrix. The transcript has 2 exons. NCBI's taxonomy places the organism in Eukaryota, Fungi, Ascomycota, Sordariomycetes, Hypocreales, Hypocreaceae. Bases 1 to 291 code for a protein of 96 amino acids. The record is from RefSeq and is a predicted model, not a curated record. Gene Ontology annotation, biological process: mitochondrial proton-transporting ATP synthase complex assembly.